This is a messenger RNA of Peniophora sp. CBMAI 1063, 1995 nucleotides long. NCBI's taxonomy places the organism in Eukaryota, Fungi, Basidiomycota, Agaricomycetes, Russulales, Peniophoraceae. The record is from the annotation of a GenBank genome assembly.
AUGGAUACGUUUGGCAAAGAGAGUGCGAUCGCUAAAGAUGAUCGAGCAAGCGCGUCUGAGUUUUGGCCAGAGGCCUACGAAGGACGAGCGCCAUGUAUACCCACCAUCCGGACUGCUUGGGCAGAGGAAGUUGAGGCUCUAGGCCAUAUUUUUGCCGACGCUAAAGCCCGCCUGAACGCGUUUUCUCCGAUUUACAUGGUCCCGGACGAGAUUCUUGCAUACAUCUUCGAGUUAUUGGUUCCCCUUCACCCUAUCCGGUUGAGCGACUAUGACCUGGGCUGGGUCUCCGUUACACACGUUACGCGGCGCUUUCGCGCGGUGGCCAUUGAUCAUGCCACUCUUUGGACUACGCUAUCUCUCGAUCGCGAUACCCCAUGGGCCGUCUUCCUUACCAGGGCGCGCGACGCAUUGUUCACCAUCAGAGGCAGUGUCGGCUGGGAAUCGAAUCCGGGAGAUGGGACUGUCAGGCGACUCGCUUUGGGCGCGUCCAUCUUCAGACGAGCACGGACACUUGAUAUCGAUCGCAUCGGCUCGCAUGCCUAUUCAUGGCUGCAGACGCUCUUCAGCGAAAACGCGCCUGAACUGCGUACCCUGAGUCUUCAAGUGUACGAAUACUACUUGGUUAUUGCAGAACAUGCCGAAGAUGCCGAGCCCGAAUGGCCCGUACUAGACACUCAAUUCCUUGCGCAACGAGCGCCGAUGUUGACGAGCCUCGCCAUGGUCGGCAUGCGGAUGCCUUGGUGCAUCCCAUCUACCAUUUCUCUCCGGUCGUUGAUCUUGGAUAUCUUUGAUGACGCGCAGCGGUCUGAUUAUACAUUUGUGGACAUGUUGCACUGUCUGGAUAAUAUGCCAAUGCUGGAGGAACUCGUGCUAUGGCGAGCCAUACCGAUCGCCGAUAGCGCCAGUGUCAACGCUCCCGGGCCAGCGGAGAAGCGCAUCACGCUGUCCAGACUCGGGCUUCUCUUUGUGGCGGAUGCGCUAUCUCGAUGUCUGAUUUUCUGGUCGUCUCUCAAUAUCCCCCCUGCUUGCUCUAUCCGCAUCGACGGCGAGGAGUUGGACGCUUACGAAGAAUGUCUUCUUCCCUCCCUUAUAAAGGAUCACUUCUCCAAGCCUCGCAUUCCUGCAUAUGACUACGUCCAAAUAGGAGACACGGGCGGAGAUGAGCCAUUGGAUGAUAUGAUACGGGUCUAUUUGCGUGUCGGCAUCCCUCCUGCAUAUCCCUCCAGCGGGUGCCGAGUUCUCAAUCGGCGCAACCGCGAGAGCUUUAGCAUCGAUUCAGGACCUGCGUUGACGUUUCGACUCCCCUCCGAACAGCUUGACUCGAUUAUUGGAUUGAUCCCGCGAGAGCCAGUCAAGGCUCUUUCACUCGCAGAAUGGCUCCCCUCGCCAGGAUUCGAUGAUAGCGUUGCAUGGGUUGUCGAGACAGCGUGCGUUUACUUCAAUUCAAUCGAAACCCUGCAAAUCUGCGGCUUGUCACCGCUAUUGAGACCCUUCAGAACUCAUCAACUAGCGCGACUAUUCAACACCGCAUCUUUCGAUCAGCUAUCCCCUCGAAUGACCGCCAAUCCAAGCGAGUUCCAAGAUACGCGACGAUGUAUGCCUUCGCUGCGAACGCUCUCGCUGGAUAACGUCCGUCUUUUGCGUUGGUUCGAAGACGAGGAGACCGAGUUGAACGUCAUUCUGAAUGAGGUUCUUGAGGCACGCAUCACCGCUGGGAUGCCUGUUCACACCCUAAGGAUAUCUAACACCCGAAUCAGUAAGGCGUGGUUGGAAACCUGGGCAAAUCUUGUGCAGGAGGUCCAUCUAGUCCACCCAACAGUUGCCAUCAACGAUGAUGAUGAUGACGGAGGGGAGAGGAUCGACUCGGAUACGGGAGGAGAGGACGACGUGAACGCAGAAGACGAAGUUCUGCAGGUGGAUUUCACAGAUGACGAGGUUGAGGUUGAGGUUGAGGCUGAGAGUCUAGAUGAUGGCAACGAUACGGACAACAGCUGA